Haliotis rubra (blacklip abalone) is the source of this 1090-nucleotide messenger RNA. RefSeq lists its product as uncharacterized. The record is from RefSeq and is a predicted model, not a curated record. The transcript has 3 exons. Bases 94 to 573 code for a protein of 159 amino acids. NCBI's taxonomy places the organism in Eukaryota, Metazoa, Mollusca, Gastropoda, Lepetellida, Haliotidae.
CAUUUAACCAGUAACUGUACAUACAUCUCUUAAGCCACAGACGCUUACAACUCAAUGUGGAUCAUCUGUGACGGACCAUGAUCAAAGACUAAAAUGUCGUGCCAACGCUCUGCUAUUCUGGUUCUGCUGAUUUUGACCAAUGUGGCACUGGACCCUGUUUGCAGGGAGGACCAGUACUAUGAUGUACAUGCAGGGAUGUGUGAGUAUUGCUCCAUCAUAUGUCAACAUGCAGAGAUCCAAGGGACGGUGGAGAAGUGUGGGAGGAACUGUCCAGGAUAUGUCACCACUAAGGCCACGAAGACAUCGUCAACAACGGCGUCUUUGUCGUCUCCAUCGCUACCCUCACCAUCAUCAUCAGGCUGGUUACCCUGGCAGACAUCCCUUGUCACCCUCACAUCAGUUGUAAUCACAGGUUGUGUCACGGCGCUUGUCGUCGCCAACAGAGAGUCAGUCAGGCGGUGUAUUAGACGGACCCGAAACACGUGUAACCAUGGCAACCACGCGCUGUAUCCUGUGGAAGGAGGCACCCAUGGUUCAGAAUAUACCAUGGUAACCGAGCAAGAGAGAGUUUAAUGCGCAACUGUAUAUCUGACGCAGUCAAUGGCCAUGGACAUAUCGGCGCAUAUCGAAAGCCGGUUCCAUUGGAACAUGAGUUCCAUUGAAACCUUCCGAGAAUACUUUUUGAGAAACAACGACCAUACAAUUAACCGGCGGGUUUUGUUCACUGGCUUCGCAACAAAGCACUCGGCACGUUCGUUUUGUGAAUGACAUUCCAUUUGAUAAGAAAUAUGAAUGAGUGUCAUGUGACUGUACAUCACGUGAUACACUGGGCGUGGACAUGUCACAGCUAUCCCAGACAUGUGUCAUCCUGAUAGGCUCAAGUAAUGACGUCCGACAUUUUUUUAGUAAGCAUUCUGUAUUGAGGACACUGUCAGUUCACUUGUGUGUCAUUACCUCCACAUCACGCUGGUUUUACAAAUAACAUUUGAAAUAAUUCUGUAAAUAAAUAUGUGUACUUCUAUAUCGCUAAAUUCCAUAAACCAAAUGCAUGCUUAAAGUGCAUACAAAUAGACCGUUCAUUAUUACUCCG